AUGCAACUCAAGACCAUCCUCACCGUGCUUGCAGCAGUCCUCGCCGUCGCCUCUGCGGCACCAGCCCCUGUCCAGGCCGCAGACAUCAGUGCCAUCCUUCCCGGAGCCCGCCUCAGCAAGUUCGUCGUCGACAUCAACGAGAAUGAGAAUGAAGACCUCAACGACGAAAACUCCAAAAUCAUCGUCUACCCCGGCGGAGGCCGACCCCCCACCGUCAUCGUUAGGCCCUCCCCUUACGGUCCCAUCCUCCUCAAACGCUCUCACAAGCGCUCCGACGUCGAUGAUGCUGAAAAUGACGACCCCAAGGUUAUUCUCUACCCCGGCGGUGGUGGCGGAGGAUACCCACGCCCUCCUUAUAACCCCGGCGGAGUUCGCCCCCCUAUCAUCAUCAUCAUCGACCCUUAUGGCCGCCGCGGUCCAGGCGGUGGCGGCGGCCUACUCCUUAAGCGCCCUCGCAAGCGCUCUAAGGCUAUCGACGAGGAUUCCAAGAUCUCAUUCAUCCAACCCGGUGCUGGUCCCCGGCCCCGCUACCCACCCGGCUACCCGCUCGGACAACAUAAACCUUCCCAGAAGCCUGGGACCCUCGAUGCCAGGUCGGGCAUGAAGAAGGACAAGUCGGACGAGAACGACGAUGUCAAGUACUCGUUGAUCUACCCCCCCUCACCCUACUGGGACCCUCGUCGCCCUCACAUCAUGAGUAAGUAA
Linnemannia hyalina is the source of this 705-nucleotide messenger RNA. The record is from the annotation of a GenBank genome assembly. Lineage: Eukaryota; Fungi; Mortierellomycota; Mortierellomycetes; Mortierellales; Mortierellaceae.